Molecule: messenger RNA, 1593 nt
Organism: Stomoxys calcitrans (stable fly)
Lineage: Eukaryota; Metazoa; Arthropoda; Insecta; Diptera; Muscidae
Product: vanin-like protein 1
Exons: 4
Coding region: 26-1120 (364 amino acids)
Molecular function (GO): hydrolase activity, acting on carbon-nitrogen (but not peptide) bonds, in linear amides
Source: RefSeq, a predicted model, not a curated record
UAAAGACGACUUUCACAACACGGAAAUGAGUAAAUUUCGAACGGUAUUUUUCAGUUUGUGCGCGCUUUUCUUCGGGCUAACAACACAGGCCAGUUUACCAAGUGAUUUAUACUACAAUGCAGGUGUGGUGGAAUUUCGACCUUCGAUGGCAUUGACCAGCGAAAGUCGUGUCAAAGAUAAUCUAGAAGGAUAUUUGGAAAUAUUGGCUCUCAAAGAGGCUGAGCCAUUGGAUAUAGUAGUGUUUCCGGAGAGUACUUUGAACGAUAACGACCAUGCGACAUUUGUGCCAAAUCCCUCCAAGGCCAUGAUGGCGCCGUGUGAUGCCGACGAAGGGGAGCAGUAUCAUUAUGUGUUACAACAGCUGUCUUGUGCGGCCCGCAAGUAUGCCAAGUAUCUUGUUAUUAAUUUAACCGAAAAGGAAUUGUGCUCCGAAGCUGCUGAAGACCCUAGGCCCUGUGCCAGCAAUGGCCUUAACGUCUAUAAUACCAAUGUGGUAUUUGAUCGCCAGGGAGCAGUGAUAUCGCGUUACCGCAAGAUCCAUCCCUAUGGGGAGAACAAGAAUACUACUUAUCUGCCUGAGCUAGGAUGGUUCGAUACAGAUUUCGGUGUGCGCUUUGGCCACUUUAUCUGCUUCGACAUUCUGUUCUAUACACCGGGCCAAGAAAUGGUGGACAAGCAGGGCAUUAAAGAUUUCAUAUUUCCCACUAUGUGGUUCUCACAGCUACCCUUCCUAACAGCUGUUCAAGUGCACCAGGCCUGGUCAUAUGGGAAUGAUGUCAAUCUGUUGGCCGCAGGAGCUUCCAAUCCCAUGGUGGGUAGUACAGGUACAGGCAUUUAUAAUGGGCGCAAUGGCAUUCUGGUGGCUGUCAUGAAUCAGGGAUUGGGGAAACGCACUCUACAUGUGUCCCGGGUGCCCAAAUAUGCGAAUCCGAAGCAUAGGACAAAAAGAUCCUUAUCACCUGCCGCCACCUCAAGACUAGAAAAACCAGAUGUUCGUCUCAAACGAGAUUAUCUAGAAUUGUACGACACCCUUAUAGUGGAUCUUAGCAAGGGUACCCAUUUAUCGCAAAAAUUGUGUUACUCCAAUUCGUCAUUAUGUUGCUCAUUUGAUUUGCAUUAGCAACCCUUGUCUCUCAAUGGGGAUUCCCAGCAUUAUUACUAUCGCCUAGGGGCGUUUAGUGGCCUGCGCAAGGAUACGACCGAUGAAACAAAUGAACUAAUGAAUUGUGCCUUAAUCAGCUGCAUAGGCAUGAACGACAUAAUGGAUUGUGGCAAGGUGUACAGCAUCAAUACGGAUGUUAUAUUCGAGAAUAUAACCAUUGAGGCUCGAUUUCCCAAAACCAAUGGUUUUCUACUAAUGCCAAAUAGUUUGAAGGCGAGCGAUUUAAUGCCUGUACCGGUGGGAGAGUUUGAAUGGUCAGAAGUUUUAACAAAAGACAACCACAUUGAUGUUCGCUAUAGUUUGAAUACCUCAACCAGUAAUCUCUUGGCCUUUUCCAUCUAUGGCAAUUAUUACGAUGGCGAUGGUUUGGAUGAUGCUGCUUCUUCACCGGCCAUUUCAACUUUGUGCGGAUUAAUAGGCAUUUUGGUACA